Anastrepha obliqua is the source of this 1311-nucleotide messenger RNA. RefSeq lists its product as uncharacterized. Bases 1 to 1311 code for a protein of 436 amino acids. The transcript has 4 exons. NCBI's taxonomy places the organism in Eukaryota, Metazoa, Arthropoda, Insecta, Diptera, Tephritidae. The record is from RefSeq and is a predicted model, not a curated record.
AUGUUAAUGUUCACUACCACCGAUCUCGUUGCGAUCUGGACCAAGGUGCCAACAGACAAAGGCGAGCACGAGGUAAUCAUUACCUCUGCCUACCUUCCAGGAGAUGAGGAAACUGGUCCAACAAGGGAACUUGUAGCCCUAGUCAACUACUGCAAGGAGAACCACCUACGCUGGAUAAUAGGAUCCGAUGCGAAUGCCCAUCGUACGAUAUGGGGCAGCACAAACAUCAACGUGAGAGAAAAGUAUCAGCUAGAUAUUUUCAUUCCAACAGUGUUAAAUUCACCAUUAACACUACAUGGAGAAGAAGAUCAGAAAUCAGUUGAAACAAAUUUAGAUUCAGAUCCUGAAUCAAACGAAGAAACUGAUAUAAAAGAAAACGACCUAAAAGAUCUUACAAUUCCUGCACAAAUCACUUUAUCUGAAGAAGAUAAUGAGAUAGAACAGGAAGAAGGAUUGAAUUCUAGCACAAGCUCAGUAGACACAAAAGAAAACAUCAUGACGGAUAAUUCAAUGGACAGAAAAUACAUCUUCAAAAAAUUGGUAACAGCUUUGAAGUUAAUAAAUCUGACAAAAGGCACAUUCGAAGAAAUAGCUGUUGAGGUCAUUAAGUCAAAAAUUGUUGGCUCAACUCUAUACAAAGUCCAAAAUGAAACGACAAUUAAUGCAAUAAUCAAAAAAUUGCAAGAUACUAUAGUUGGUGAAACAUCCGACGUAGUAAAAGCCAAAUUGUCUAAAACAAUGCAAAAAGGGAAAACUGCCGAAAAAUUCACGACAGAAAUUGACAAUUUACGAAAGCUUUUGGAAGCUUCGUAUAUUGACGAAGGCCUAUCAGCCGAACAUGCUGACAAAUUCAGCACUAAAGAAGCCAUUAACGCAAUGGUUAAAAAUUGUGAACACGGAAAGUUAAAAACAAUCCUCGAGGCAGGCAAUUUCAAAACAAUGGAUGAAGCCGUCACAAAGUAUAUACAAUGUAGUACCGAAAUGACAGGCAAUCCCAAUUCAAUAUUGCUCGCCCAAAGGGGCCGUGGUAAUUAUAACAACAGGAAUAAUUAUCGCGGUAGAGGCAAUGGUAGAGGCAAUGGUCGAGGUUAUUAUAAUAAUAAUAAUUAUAAUAACAACAACCGCAAUAAUGGCCAGAAUAAUAAUUACCAAUAUAAUAAUUAUAGAGGUAAUAAUAGAGGAAACAACAGAGGAAACCAUAGAGGAAAUAACCACCAAAAUGGAGGUUAUAACCAAAACAGUAACAAUAAUGUAAGGGUGACCCAAAACGCUUCGGGAAACUCCCAACAGCCUUUAGAUACUCAGCAGUAA